Molecule: messenger RNA, 4309 nt
Organism: Pteronotus mesoamericanus
Lineage: Eukaryota; Metazoa; Chordata; Mammalia; Chiroptera; Mormoopidae
Product: cytochrome P450 1B1
Exons: 3
Coding region: 413-2044 (543 amino acids)
Biological process (GO): hormone biosynthetic process; progesterone metabolic process
Molecular function (GO): heme binding; iron ion binding; steroid 17-alpha-monooxygenase activity
Source: RefSeq, a predicted model, not a curated record
GCGCGUUUUGACUCCGGAGUGGCUGCGUGCAAACGGGCCACGCCUCUGCGAUUCCAGCUGUCAGUGCCGCGCGGGGGGCGUGAGAGCUGGCUAUUGACUCCACUCAUCCAUCCCCAAACUAAAUCACCACGCUGUCAGAAAACCCCGGCUUUGCUGAGGUUUCACGUGCAGCGUGGCUCCUCAGAGGAGUCACCUUUUUCCAUCCCCAUCCCAACCCAAGUGCCCCUAUAUCUGACAGCGCCUCCAGACUCCGGAGUGAGUGCUAAGGCUCCCCAGAACUGGUAGCAGGUGUCAGGGGCGGGCAUCCGACUUUUUGGAGGCACUCAGGUUGACCUCUUGCCUUCCACAACCUCCCUUGUCUCUUCUCGGAGCCAGCUGUUCCUCGCCGCUGGAAACCGCGCCUCUUUGCAGCAUGGCCAGCAGGCUCAGCCUCGAAGAUCCUCUGCUGCCGAUCACGCUGUCCACCCAGCAGACCACGCUCCUGCUGCUCUUCUCAGUGCUCGCCGCCGUGCACGUGGCCCAGUGGUUGCUUAGGCAGCGGCGGCAGCACCUAGGGUCCGCGCCCCCGGGGCCCUUUGCGUGGCCGCUGAUCGGAAACGCAGCUGCGGUGGGCCCCGUGCCGCACCUCUCAUUCGCACGCCUAGCGAAGCGCUAUGGCGACGUCUUCAAAAUCCACCUGGGCAGCUGCCCCGUGGUAGUGCUGAACGGCGAGCGCGCCAUCCGCCAGGCCUUGGUACAUCAAGGCGCAGCCUUCGCGGACCGACCACCCUUCGCCUCUUUCCGCGUGGUGUCGAACGGCCGCAGCCUGGCUUUCAGCCAGUACUCGGAGCGCUGGAAGGCGCAGCGGCGCGCCGCGCACAGCACCAUGCGCGCCUUCAGUUCGCGCCAGCCGCGCAGCCGCCGCAUCCUGGAGGGCUUCGUGCUAGGUGAGGUGCGCGAAUUGGUGGGGCUGCUGGUGCGCGGCAGUGAAGGAGGCGCCUUCCUGGACCCGCGGCCGCUGACCGUGGUGGCCGUGGCCAACAUCAUGAGCGCCGUGUGCUUCGGCUGUCGCUACGGCCACGAGGACGCCGAGUUCCGCGAGCUGCUCAGCCACAACGAGGAGUUCGGGCGCACGGUGGGCGCGGGCAGCCUGGUAGACCUGCUGCCCUGGCUGCAGCGCUUCCCUAACCCGGUACGCACCACCUUCCGAAAAUUCGAGCAGCUCAACCGCAACUUCAGCAACUUCAUCCUCGACAAGUUCCUGAGACACCAAGAAAGCUUUCGUCCGGGGGCCGACCCCCGCGACAUGAUGGACGCCUGCAUCCUCUCGGUAGAAAAGGAGGCGGCCGCGAAGUCGGGCGACAGGGGCGCGCAGCUGGACAUAAACUACGUGCCAGCUACUGUCACUGACAUCUUCGGCGCCAGCCAAGACACUCUCUCCGUCGCGAUGCAGUGGCUGCUCAUCCUUUUCACCAGGUACCCUGCAGUGCUGGCCCGGGUGCAGGCAGAAUUGGAUCAAGUCGUGGGUCGAGACCGUCUGCCCUGCCUAGAGGACCAGCCCAAACUCCCCUACAUCACGGCCUUUCUUUACGAAACCAUGCGCUUCUCCAGCUUUGUGCCCGUCACUAUUCCUCACGCCACCACUGCCAACACCUCUGUUUUGGGCUACCACAUUCCCAAGGACACGGUGGUUUUUGUUAAUCAGUGGUCCGUGAAUCAUGACCCAGUGAAGUGGCAUAACCCGGAGGACUUCGAUCCCGACCGGUUCUUGGACAAGGACGGCUUCAUCAACAAGGACCUGACCAGCAGCGUGAUGAUUUUUUCAUUGGGCAAACGGCGCUGCAUCGGGGAAGAGCUUUCCAAGAUGCAGCUGUUUCUCUUCAUUUCCCUCCUGGCUCACCAGUGCAAUUUCAAGGCCAAUCCAGACGAGCCCUCAGAAGUGGAUUUUUCUUAUGGCUUGAGCAUUAAACCCAAGUCAUUUAAAAUCAACGUCACUCUCAGAGAGUCCAUGGAGCUCCUGGACAGGGCUGUCCAAAUGCUACAAGCCGAGGAAGACUGCCAGUGAGAAGCCAGACGUGAGCUGGAAUUUUAGAAGUAUUCAAGUUUUGGGGGAUGGGGACUAAAGUUUUCCAGCUUCUCUCUGCUCUCUGCCUCUAAAGUGAGCAUGAAUCACCAGAGUAUUCUCAGAUCAGCCCUGGGCUGUACAGGAGCUCAGGGAAUCCCUACUUUUUUUUGAGUCAACGAUUUAAAAGGCCUAAAGAAUUUUUAUACACAUGUCGAAUGCUGGUAAUAAUUUCUCCAGGGAGCAUUCUUUGGAGAUAAAACACACAUGGGCACACAUGCAGAACUACUUCCAAUACUUCCAAUACCACGCCUUCGUGGGUGAGAUCUGAGAUUGACAUUCUGAACAUCAAUAGAAAACUGUAUUAAGUAAAGUUUCAGAAUAUAUUGUUAAAUACACCAAGGCAAAAAAUUUCAGUGUAAGAUGUGAUAGAGGAUGAGAAGGAAGAGAUUCAGACCAGAAAUUUUCUUCUCAUCUUGUCAGUACAGUAGCUUAGUUUGGCAGUGGUAUCUGUGGAUGGACUUAUCUUUUUGCCUACUGAUGUGCUCUCUUUUACUUUUUUUUUGGAUGACUCAUAAUGUCAUUUGCUGAAAAAGAAAUCAAUAGUAGUUGGUUUAGUGAUUAUAGUGGGUUUCAGUGAUUUAUCAUGAAUUUUAAAAUGUAACUUGUUAAAUUGUAAAAAUUCCAAGCUGUAUUGGUUGCCAAAGUACAGAAUUUCAAUUAUGAGAAACACCCCCCCCAAAAAAAACAAGAUUUACCAGCCCAGCUAAGCUUUGAAAUCAUGCGAUUGCAAUGCACUAAUUUUAAUACUUUGUAUAGGUUUUAAAAAAUCACCAAAUAGCAUUCAAUAUGUAUACAUAUAUAAUUAUUUGUAAUCAAUAUGUAUUAAUUAUUUUAUUAUUAAAUAGUAUUAUUUAUCAAGAAAAGGUUAAAUAAUGUAUAUCUUUAAUAAUGUCAUAGCAAAUUGAAAAGUACAACCAAUUGAAAUAGUUUUGGCUCAAAUACAUGAAAUGAGUUAGGUUAAAUCAACUACCGAUUUUUGACAUGGAGACUAAGUUGAAGCAAAGUCUUGUUUCUCAUCCAAAACUCAAGUGACAACUGAAAAAUCUAAAAACUGGGUCUGUACAAUAUAUUUAUUAAAACUAUAAAUAUAUAAUUGAUCUAGUUCAUAUGUUAAAAUUCCAAACUCUUGGCAUGCUUAAAUUUUAAUUUAACUAUAAAGACAUUCUGAUUAUUGAAGUCCAGCUGAAGAUACUGGAAAUCUGACCAUUAGCCAUUGGAAAGCAGAGAAAUUUCACCUGCGUUUCCUAUCAAUUGUGAACAAUGUAACAAAUUACUUGGAUGUUCUCUUUAUUUAGAAGAGCAGAGGGGAAAUUUCCAUUAUAACAGAACUACUUGUUCUUUUAAAUAGUUAAAAAAGAAACUAGCAUUAAUGUCAGUGUUUUGGAAAGUCAGAAUCAGAAGGAGGUCUUGGAGGCUGUUUCGAGGACUGCAUGUGCAUCCCUGAAGCCGAUCAGAUGGAUCGAGCUUUUUAAGAUGGCCGAUCCACUGGGCCGUCGUUUUGGUAACUGUGAAAACGUAAAGCUUGAACAAAAUGUGUAUGUUUAGUUUAUGUAAAUAACCUGAACACCUUAAAGAAAGUGAUGGACGAUUGUAAGAGUACAAAGUGAAGUUUAAAGGUUUAACUUUCAUAGCAUGUAAACAUCCAAAGGAAGUUGUUCAGUGUCCUAAAAGCUUACAGCUUGUUUUAUUAAGCUUUUGGAAUCCUAUCAAAAUUAUCAAGGAAGGAGUUUACCAUGGCUGUGUGUGUGUAUGUGUGUGUGUGGGGGGGGGGGGCGUAAAAGAAAAGAGUGGAAAAGUGAAAAUGAAGAAAGAUGGUUAAACAUUUCCCCACUCAUUCCAAGUUAAUUAGUUUAAAAUAUGAAUAUUUAAAGAAAAGAUGUUUUGUGUGCCAAUAUUAAAACCUAAGUUAACUUUUAAAAAAUCCACAACAUAUUAGAUCUAGUUUGUAAUUUGAAAUAUUUUAUUAGUAAAAAUUUCACAUAAUUAUAAAAUCUCAUAGCUGUACCUCUUGAAUAUGAAAAAUUGUUUGUGCCAGUAUUUUUAAAGGCACUCUAACAUGAACUAUAGAAAUGAGGCUUACCAAUACAUUUAAAUUUUCUUUGGCACUGGCAAUUCCAAAAUAUUAUUACCCCCUCCCCUCACCCCUCCAGCGAGGCUGAGACAGUGACUUGGGGCUGCCUUAGCCUCUUUAUUGUGGCAGCAAAG